AUGCCCUCACACUCUGGACCUCCCUUUCAGGGGAGUGGCCGACGCGACGCGACGUACGACCACCUUGACGACCUUCGCACCACCUCCAUCUUUUCGGGGCUGUCAUCUCUUCUUCUCUCCGACAAGUUCUCCGACAUGACCAUCACCUGCGGUGGAAGAACGUUCAAAGCGCAUCGCGCCAUAGUCUGCCCCCAGUCUUCCUUCUUCGACAAGGCAUUUUCUUCCGGCUUCAAGGAAGCUUCCUCCUCCACGAUCAAUCUACCGGAGGAUGACCCUGAUGUUCUCCAACGCCUACUCCAGUUUCUCUACACCGGGAACUACGAUGAAGGCGUUUCUUUCAACCGGGAAAGACCAUCCGAAGUUUCGUUUCUGAGCCCAGAAGAAGUUGGCAUUGAGAUGGCAGCACCUAUCGGAGUUGCGAUCCCGUAUCGCCGCAAGCAGCCCGGUCAUGCUACUUCUCAGUCAAGGCAAGGUCACGAUUCGACCAGUGGCGAGGAAGAAGAAGAAGAAAAAGAAGAAGACGAUGACGAGUAUGACGAAGGAGAGUAUGGCGAAGGACUCUCGACCGGAUACUACGCGUCAAGGGACGGCGAUUAUCAACCGAAUGCCCAAAUGAUUGGGAUGGGCAAUCAUUUACACGAGCCCGAUGAGGAGUACGACGACUUCACCAGCAACGUGAAUGAAGCAGCUGUGGAAAGCCGUGACAUCUUAGGAGUUGGUGAGGUGUUUAAUACCGAAUCUGAGAGACUAGCCGCAGUUCGGCAGCUGUCGAAUAUGCGCCAAGAACUCUUCCUUCACCUGCGGCUAUUCAUCAUGGCCGACAAGUACGACGUUCCGGCACUCAAGCUUCUGGCCCGAGAACGCUUCUACAGGUCGGCGGAGCAUACCUGGGAGGUAGCGGAUGAGUUCCCCAAUAUUGUUGACGAGAUCUACACGAAUACCACCGAGGCGGAGGUUGCGAUGCGCGAGAUAGUCUGUCGCCUCGUCGGCAGUCGGCUUACGUGUGAUGAUGCGCGGAAGAGGAUGGAGUGGGUCAUGAAGAAGCACGGCGAUUUCGCGGUUGGCGUUAUGAACUAUUACAUCGCGCAUGACGCAAGAGAAAGGAUAUGGAUUUAG
Colletotrichum karsti is the source of this 1116-nucleotide messenger RNA. RefSeq lists its product as uncharacterized. Bases 1 to 1116 code for a protein of 371 amino acids. Gene Ontology annotation, molecular function: protein binding. The record is from RefSeq and is a predicted model, not a curated record. The transcript has 2 exons. NCBI's taxonomy places the organism in Eukaryota, Fungi, Ascomycota, Sordariomycetes, Glomerellales, Glomerellaceae.